Molecule: messenger RNA, 1828 nt
Organism: Ziziphus jujuba (common jujube)
Lineage: Eukaryota; Viridiplantae; Streptophyta; Magnoliopsida; Rosales; Rhamnaceae
Product: nuclear pore complex protein NUP54
Exons: 10
Coding region: 198-1409 (403 amino acids)
Biological process (GO): NLS-bearing protein import into nucleus; protein localization to nuclear inner membrane; nuclear pore organization
Cellular component (GO): nuclear pore; nuclear pore central transport channel
Molecular function (GO): structural constituent of nuclear pore
Source: RefSeq, a predicted model, not a curated record
ACGCAAGUAAAGUUAAAUAAAAGUUUGAUAAAAAUAUUACAAAUUUUUGUUAUUCAUGUAAUUUUAAAUAAAUUUCCUUUUUCUUUUUUUAAAAAAAUUAUUUUUCACAAUUAAAAAAAAAAAAAUAGGGUCGAACAGAGAGCACUUCGCUAUACAAAUUCGAAAGAAACGGAAAGACGGAAAGAGGGUAGGGCAAAAUGUUCGGAGCUCAACCAUCGCCGUCUGCCUUUGGCACUCCGUCAUCGACGCCGGCGUUCGGCACUCCGUCGUCGACUCCGGCAUUUGGCACUCCGUCAUCGACCCCAGCCUUCGGCACUCCAUCAUCAACCCCAGCGUUCGGAACUCCAUCUUCAACUCCAGCAUUCGGAGCGCCAUCUUCGACUCCGGCUUUCGGGACUCCAUCAACGCCUUCAUUCGCCACUGGCGGAUUUGGUUCCUCCUUAUUCUCGAGUCCGUUCACUUCCCAAACUCAACAACAGCAGAUGCCGCAGUUGUUUCAGCAGCCGGCGGGAACUGGCGGUGGUUUAGGUUUUCAGACUCCAUUUGCUACUCCUACUCCUACUCCUCCUCCUCAGUCCAUUCCAUUUCCUGGUUCACAACUGACCACUCAGAUGGCUCCGGUGGCUCCAAUCCCUUUCUCUCUCGCGGAUCGUGAUAUUCAAGCAAUUGUUGAUGCUUACAAGGAAGAUCCUGGAAACCCUAAAUAUGCUUUUAAGCAUUUACUAUUCAGUGUUACUGAUCCUCAAUAUAGGGUGAAACCUGCUGGUGUAUCGGAUAUAAUGUGGGCAGAGGCUAUGGGGAAGCUUGAAGGCAUGGAAAGUACUGACCGGGAACGACUAUGGCCUCAGCUUGUUCGUGGUUUCAAAGAUCUUUCUCAACGGCUGAAGCUCCAAGAUGAAGUCAUUCUAUCAGAUGCAGAGAGGUUGAGAAUUACUCAAAGCAAUGUGAAAAUGCUUCAAAGGCAUUUUCAAGCUGACACUCUUCCUCGGAUUGAAAGAAUGAGACAGAAAGAGCAAGGUCUUCAGAGGCGUCUUUUACGGAUGAUGAGAAUAGUGGAGGCACUGGAAGGUAAGGGUUACAGAUUACCCUUAAUGAAAGGGGAAGCUGAGUUAGCUGAAAAGUUAGCUGCAAUCACUAGACAGUUAAAAGGAUCUGGAGCAGAGCUUUCAAGGAGGGUACAAAGCCUGCUCACUAUUUCUCGUGUUCAAGCAAAUUCAUUAGGUGGCGAUGGCUCUGUAUAUCUUCCUGGAUCAACAAAAAUAGAUGAACAAAGUCUUGCUGAUAUGCAAGAGGUCUUACAACAGCAGACAGGGGCCAUUGCAAGACUUGGCAAUGUUUUGAAGCGAGAUAGCAGGGACAUGGAGAUUAUAAUGGCUGAGGACACAGAAAUGAAUGGAGAUAGUUUCUAGGUGAAUUUGCGGAAAUGAGUCCAACUAUGCAUAUAAUAGACUAGAGAUUAGAAAUGUGAGCGCUGGGAUAAUGUGGUUUACAAGUUGUGAAGGUGGAAGAGAAGAAACGAGAAUAGGGUUAUGUUAGUCGUUUAGAGAAUCAAAUGCAAGGAAGAAAGAGUUGGAUGGGUUGGUAGGGAUAAAGGCAAGCGAAGGUAGAGGGGAAUUUGGUGGGAAAGAUAUUGGGUGGGGAAAAUUAGGUUGUUUUGUGUUGGUGGAAAGUUUUGUGAUGAAGAGAAUGGACAGAGAAGCAUUGUACUGACCUACGAUUUCAAGAAUAACUCACAAAUUCAGGCGCAAAUGGUCUUGAAAAUUUGGAAUUCUAUAUGAGAUAUUUCAAAUUUUAAUUUAAUUUAUUUCCUAUUUCGAUUCUUAAUUCA